AUGAGAAAGUCAAUAUCAUCUGGCAGUAUUGCCUCAAAGGGUGGGUCUAGCUAUUUAAAUCAGAGAGGUAUCUAUCAGAGAAGAUUUGGGAUCUCACCACAACCAACAGUUGAAGACAUGAAGAACAAAUCUACAUUAAAACAUCAGGAUUCCAACUCCAAGUUAACAAUGGUAGCAGCUUUUGAUGAUUUAUGUCGAGACUCCAGAGUUUUAAAGGAGAGCUGUGAAUAUGAAUUCAAGAUAUUUGUCAAAAAUCAGGAAGAUUGUAGAAGAAAAUGGAGUGCUGCAGAGCAAAAAGUGGAAGUUUUACAAGAGAAAGUUGGGCAUCUCACAUCAGAAAAUGGUAGACUCCAGACCAUACUUAAACAUUCGAAAUCACAGAUUGACUAUGAGAAACAAAAACGUAAAGAAGUGGAAAUUGAAAGGGAUUUCUUGAAACGACAAGUGAAUAAUAUACAGGAGAUGUUGAACCCUAACAGUGGCAACUCAAUUAGACUUAAUGACCAUGAUCGAGAAAAACUGGCUUUUAUUUCAAUUAAUCACCCUACUUUCUCACAUCAACAAAAAAAAAUGGAGACUAUCUAUGAUGAUGCGUCUGUAUCAGACCUGGAUGAUAUUAGUUAUGAUUUUAGUUAUGACCAUGACAAAUCACGAAGAUUGUCUGAGAAACGACCUGUACCCUCAGCUCCUCCCAUGGAUCAAGAGCAUAUUCCACAUAAACGACAGAGACACGCCUCUGCUGCAAACAAUUCAAUUAUUACUACCACUACUAUAGCUAUAAAUGAACAUGGUACUCCUGAAUAUGCUGAGACUAACAUUCAAGUACCCAAACUAAAUAAAAGUUUUAGUGAGUCUGCAUUGAAUACUCAUGUUGCUCAUGUAAAACAUGACAGAGACAUCGACAGUGAUCCUGAAUCUGAAGAUUCUUUCUGGGGAGCCAGUGAUAGAAAUCGUAACAGAAACAAUAGAUGCACUCCUGAUAGCACACCAAUGAGAAAGUCUAACUCUGCCAGUAAUGGAUUGAAUAGAUUACAUAUCUUUAUAACAGAGAACAAACCAUUUAAACACAAAUCUUGUGCUUGUUGUGGAAUAAAGAUGAAAGGGAAAUUCAUGAAAUGUAAAAACUGUAAAUCAUCAUGUCAUAUUGGAUGUAAAGAUAAAUUGCCUCUACCAUGCUUCCCAUGUACUGUUACCCCUGGUAAAAAGAUGGAAGGAGUUAUCUCAGAUUUCACCUCAGUUGAACCACCGAUGUUACCACCACUUAUUGUACACUGUAUCAAUGAGAUAGAAUCUAGAGGAUUAAAUGAAAAGGGAAUAUAUCGUGUUCCAGGAUCUUCAUCAGAGGUACGACAGUUGAAAGAAAAGUUCUUGAAAGAGAAGGGCAUCCCAACAUUAUCUAAUAUAAGAGAUAUACAUGUAUUAUGUGGAUGUAUUAAAGAUUUUCUACGAGGAUUGAAAGAACCACUUGUUACCUAUGCUUUAUGGCAUGACUUUGUUGCUGCUGCAGAAAAGAGUGAAUCUUAUGCUAGGGAAGAUGCUUUGUAUGAAUGUAUAGACCGUCUACCACAACCCAAUAGAGACACCAUGGCAUUUAUAAUGAUCCAUCUAUUAAGAGUAUCAGAAGCUUCAGCCUGUCAGAUGCCAGCCAGUAAUUUAGCUCGAGUAUUUGGACCAACUAUAGUAGGAUAUUCUAGUCCUGAUUUAAACAUGAACGACAUGAUGGAGACACACAAAAUAAACUUGGUGAUGGAGAAUCUGUUGAGGAUAUCUCAUGAUUACUGGCAGAAAUAUAUGGACGUAGAAAAUAGUUAUAUAUACCCCACAGAGAAAACACCAGGCAGUAUGACUCCUGGACAGGGAGCAUAUGUGAGCCGUCUGGGACCAAUCCUGACACCUGGUUCUUAUGAAGAAUAUCAGAGAAAUACAGUUUUAUCUCAAACACAGAAUACACCAAGACCAUUGAUGCCACCUUUAAGAAUGCCGCCACUACGUUCAUCAUUAAGAAAAUCACAGACACGAGCUCCUCUGGCUGCCUCUGAGAUUAGCUAUUUGUAACACCACCUAUUAGGCUAUAUCUCACUAGGACAGCCGAUUAAUGGAUAGAAGUCGAUUACAAACCAGAAAACCCAGUCAUUUUUUCAACGCUCUGGAUAACUGAAAAAAGACUGAAGGUCUGAAAUUGCCAAUACACUUGUAUAUAUAGAUACUCCAUAUAGAAUCACAUAAUAACGAUUUUUGAUUAGAUGUUGAAGGAUUUAUUUUAGAAUCAGCUGGUGACUAUCAGUGAACAAUUUUUUUGUAUGAUAUAGGCAUUAAGUAUUUAAUAGUGCUAAGAAUUAUUUAGCUAUAUAUAUUUAAAUUCCAAUGAAAAUAUUAUUAGGGAUUGUAAAGAGGUUUUCUAAAAAAAAAUCAUGUGUAUCGGGAACACAUCAAUUUGCACCAUUCUAAUUUUCAGUCAGAUGUCUGCGAUUCCUGCACUUACAAAGCAAUUUAUGAUACAGCAUAUUUUGCAAUAAGUGACAUCAUCAAACGCUAAGUUUAUGUGGAAUUGCAAGAACCAAAGACAUCCAAUUGAAAAUUUUAAUGGUGCAAAUUGAUGCUAUCCAUGUCUUUGAUAAAAUUUCAGAACACCUCUUUACAAGAGUCUCUCUUAGAGUUAUGAGGCAGUAAUUUUGUUUUGUAUCAUAUGAGAUGAAAUUGGUGAUUUAAGAAACUAGUAGUCUGAUUGUUGAUAAAAUCAUCAAAGCAAAGAGACAUGAAGCUUUCUAGAUAUAAGAAUUACUGGCUUGCUUGAUAAAUAAGGCUACUUAAGUCAAACAUUUUUAAACUAUAGAUAAUUUGUUAUUCAUAGAUUUGUUGGAAAACUGUUACAAUUGAAUGCUGUACAUUGCUUGUGUAGUUAUUAUACCAUAUCAGACUUAUAUAUUUAAAUAUAUGAAAGAGAAUACUGAACAAAAUUAUACUUGAACAAAAUUUGAUUUUUUUAAUGUGUAUACAUAUUUGAUUUAAAUUCUGGCAAUUUUUUUUACUGAUCAACUCUUGUAAAUAAAUCAUAUAGAACUUUCUUAUUUACUUAUAUUCACGUCAACUGAAGUACUAAUACUUUUGAUUGCACCAUAUAAGCAAUUCACACUGCAUGUCAAUUAAAUGGAAUUUAUAUUUUGAUUUAGAACAAAAACUUUAGGAAGUGAAUCGACAUAUUUUGACACUUCCAUAGAUAUUCUUUAGUUUUCAUUGCGUUAACAACAGUAUGAAUAGAGUGUUGAAUCCAUGCAUAUUUUACUGAUAGAUCAAAAUUUCUAAUGUCAGUAAAAUGUAUAGAAUUCUACUCCCUGACAUUAUCUCUUCAUACCUUGAGAUAUUUGAUUUCUAUGCAAAUGAAAUUUUAAAUCAGAUGUACAAUAUAAAAAUCUUACUUUGAUAAUAGGGUAAUUAGGAGUAUUUGUAGUAGCUACACCUAUGUGUUAUAAUUUGAAGAAUAGAAUAGAUUGCCAUUCCAUUGUGAGGUUGUGACAGAUAAUUUGUACAGUAUGUAAAAUAGGUAACAUUUUCAUCUGGUUUUCCCUAUCUUCACAUUGUCAGGCUAUCACCACCUUGAGUCAAAUAACUGCCUUUUUUGUGAAAAUAACAAUUUUUGUAUCACGGAAUGCUGCGUUUUGAAUGGAUUGGACUCCAGCGAAUACAGCCAAUCAGAGCCUUCAACAGAAAGAAUGCAGUCCUUUUAGAUUUGUGGCCUGUGGAUUGUGCACCAACUACUGUCGAUCAAAUCACUGCAUUUACAAACUUCCUUGAUACAAGAAAGUUAUGUUCCUGUGAAGGUAUAAGAUGACUAUUAGCUUGACAUAGUAAAGAUGGGUCUUUCUUUCUUCCCUCUUACCAUAGAAAACUAUACAUUUUAAAUACUCCAAUCACUUGCUUUUCCCUUUGUUUAUAUUUCAUUUAUUUUAGUCUAUUCAUUUAUUAUCAUAGAUCUUAUUUGUAUUUCAUUAUAUUUCCUUCAUUUUCAAAAUAAAAUGAUGAAGAGAA
Lottia gigantea (owl limpet) is the source of this 4026-nucleotide messenger RNA. RefSeq lists its product as hypothetical. The coding region runs from base 1 to 2055 and encodes 684 amino acids. The record is from RefSeq and is a predicted model, not a curated record. The transcript has 20 exons. NCBI's taxonomy places the organism in Eukaryota, Metazoa, Mollusca, Gastropoda, Lottiidae. Gene Ontology annotation, biological process: signal transduction.